Molecule: messenger RNA, 1817 nt
Organism: Coregonus sp. 'balchen'
Lineage: Eukaryota; Metazoa; Chordata; Actinopteri; Salmoniformes; Salmonidae
Source: the annotation of a GenBank genome assembly
AUGGUUAUAAUUCUGGUCUUGCUAUUGGUGAAUGUAUUACACCCCAGUCACGAAAAGCCUCGUUCUUCUUUGGCGGUAAGGACAUCUACUCCGCAGAGUGUCGGUGCGCAGAGCUUUGACCCGAGGCAGCGCAGGGAUGCUGCGGGGCGCGGAGGAGUGUAUGAGCACCUUGGGGGAGCACCGAGACACAGAAAGCUGUACUGUGCCACAAAAUAUCACUUACAAAUACAUCCCAAUGGGAAAAUAGACGGGACCCUGGAGGAGCAUAACCCUUUCAGUGAGUACAGUAUAACAUACGCUUUUAUUUCUGCCUUGUUAUGUGCUAUGCAUAUAUAAAAGUUUAUGUUCAGCCAUUAUAUGGGCUAAAGCCUAACAAGAAUAGUCCUACGGUACACAUGAUUGUAAAUAGUUUUAAAGUAGACGUUCAUGAUUUCUCAGUUAAAACAGAGCUCUGUUUUACUUCUUACAAGUUGCGUGCAUUAUUGUGGGGUCGUUCCUACUACUGGUCAUUUGGUAGGCUACAUUGGAGUGAUCAGAAGACUAGCUGAUGAUGUAAAGUGUUACUGAAGUCUAACUAAAAUCCAUACAACUUUAUUGUUGCAUCCAACACAACAGUAGUGUAUCGACAUUAUAAUAACAUUGUUAUUACACUGACACAAGUAACACUUGUCAUUGCAUGAAAUGAGAAUGAAUGAACGUUUUUUAUUGGCUAUAUUGUUUUCCCAUUCAGGUAUAUUGGAGAUCACAGCAGUGGAUGUGGGAGUGGUGGUUAUUAAAGGACUGUUCUCUGGGAGAUAUCUGGCCAUGAACGAAAAAGGACGACUACAUGCAUCUGUAAAUGAGACAUGAUCUCUGAGAUCUUUCUCUGUCCCUCUGUUCUUCUGUCUGUCCUUCUGUCUGUCCGUCUGUCUGUCUGUCUGUCUGUCUUUCUUUCUUUCUUUCUUUCUUUCUUUCUUUCUUUCUUUCUUUCUUUCUUUCUUUCUUUCUUUCUUUCUUUCUUUCUCUCUCUCUCUCUCUCUCUCUCUCUCUCUCUCUCUCUCUCUCUCUCUCUCUCUCUCUCUCUCUCUUCUCUCUCUCUCUCUCUCUCUCUCUCUCUCUCUCUCUCUCUCUCUCUCUCUCUCUCUCUCAAUUUCAAUUUCAAUUUAGGGCUUUAUUGGCAUGAGAAACGUAUGUUAACACUGCCAAAGCAAGUUAAGUAGAUAGUCAACAAAAGUGAAAUAACCAAUAAAAAUUAACAGUAAACAUUACACUCAGAAGUUCCAAAACAAUAACGACAUUUCAAAUGUCAUAUUAUGUAUAUAUACAGUGUUGUAACAACACUGUAUAUAGAAUAUAUAUAUACUCUCUCUCUCUCUCUCGAAUAAUUGGAUAAUUGACUACCAUUCAUAAACAGUCUCAUUUCCAUUGAGCAUAGUCUUACAUUUGGAAAAACUUUCAUUGUAAUGCAUUUGGUUUCAACUAAAUACAUUUGUUCUCAGGCUGCCUUCAACCAGGAGUGUGAGUUCAUGGAGCGGAUCCAUGAGUUAGGCUACAACACCUACGCCUCCCGCCACUACCCGACAACCCCACACUCCACCUCAACGGGAAGCAGCAGCAGGCGAAGGGCGAGAGCUGAGAGGCUGUGGUAUGUGUCAAUCAAUGGAAAGGGCCAGCCAAUGUGGGGACGGAAUACCCGAAAGACAAAGAAGGCCUCCCUCUUCCUGCCCAGGGUCCUGGGCCACAAGGACCAUGACAUGGUUCACCUGUUGAUCAACAGUAGUCUGGGAUACAGGCAGACUGCCCUCAGACUCACGGGGAGGACAGCACAGAGGAGAUAG